This is a messenger RNA of Notodromas monacha, 4103 nucleotides long. The record is from the annotation of a GenBank genome assembly. Lineage: Eukaryota; Metazoa; Arthropoda; Ostracoda; Podocopida; Cyprididae.
AUGACGGAGUCCGCGGCUGACGCUGUGUUUAAGAAGUCAGACCAACUUCCGGAAUCUUUCGAGCGAGUGAAAGGCUAUGACUUUAAUAGCGGCGUUGACUACGAAGCCUUGUUGGAAAGCUAUCGUUAUUCCGGGUUUCAAGCGACGAAUUUUGGUCUUGCCGUAGAGGAAAUCCGCAAAAUGGUGAAUAUGGUCGAUGAAGUUUCUGAGCAUUUUUCGAAGUUGGCGGAGCGCAGAGUGAUGACUGAGGAUGAAUGUAAAAAAGCUGCCUUCCUGGAAGACGAUGAAUUCAUCCGGCGGAAGAGUGGUUGUACUAUAUUCCUUGGUUACACGUCUAACAUGUCUUCUUGUGGUGUUCGUGAUGUUAUUCGAUUCCUGGUUCAGCACAAAUUGGUUGACUGCUUAGUGACUUCUGCUGGCGGUGUUGAGGAAGAUCUCAUCAAAUGUAUUGCCCCGACUUUCCUUGGUGACUUUUCUAUGGCCGGGAAACAACUGAGAGAGAAAGGAAUCAACAGAAUCGGUAAUCUCCUGGUGCCUAACGAUAAUUAUUGCAAAUUCGAGUCGUGGAUCACACCUAUCUUGGAUUCCAUGAGAAAGGAACAGCUCGAAGAGGCUCGUACUUCAAUUACGUUUGGUCGCUCGUGGACCCCGUCAACAUUUGUCGAACGCUUGGGCUUAGAAAUGAAUCACGACGAAUCGAUCUGCACAUGGGCAGCCCGAAAUAAGAUACCAAUUUUCAGUCCUGCUUUAACAGACGGUAGCAUUGGGGACAUGCUUUACUUUCAUUCUCAGAAAAAACCAGGCAUGACUAUGGAUAUCAUCCGUGAUAUUUGCAGAAUCAAUAACAUGGCUAUUCGUGCGAAGAAAACUGGCAUGCUCAUUGUCGGAGGUGGGCUAGUGAAGCACCAUAUCUGCAACGCAAAUUUAAUGAGGAACGGAGCUGACUUCAGCGUAUUCCUGAACACAUCUUCGGAAUAUGAUGGCAGUGAUAGUGGUGCUCGUCCUGACGAAGCUGUUUCUUGGGGAAAGAUCCGAAUGUCCGCGACUCCCGUGAAGUCUCUCGCCACUAUUGAAGCUCCUAAGAUGGUGAAAUCAACAGCCGAAUGGCCUUUUGUAGAUCGUCUUCUUCCAUUGUCGAUUGUCCCGAAACCUGAUUCAAGAACUGCAUCUUGUGUUCAAGCUUCAGGGUGGAAAUUGCCGAAUGACAAUGCUCGUGGUCACGGAAGCGGCGUGAACCUGAGUCCAACGAGCGGGGACGGUGCUGGCAGCGGAGGACGUCUAGCGCGUCGGGCCCGUUCCUUCAAAGAUGACCUGCUCGAGAGAUUGACCCAUGUCAAAACCGCAUCGUCACCUACCGGUGAUCACAAUUUUCCCGUCAUGUCUGCCAGUGGGUCGAUGAAGAAGCCCGCUACUGCAAGCCCUGCUCUCGUCGCCGCCGCCGCUGCUGGAGCUGGCUUCCGGCCGCCGCAACACCAAACGCCGCCGGGCCGUCCAAGGAAUUCCAGAUCCCGUCACGGAUCUACGAGUCGUCGCGAUGGACGUUCGACGCCGACGAAAGAUACCUUGCGCAAAACAUCACAGAAGAUACUCAAGCACUUUCAAGACAGCGUGACGAGUGGCAUCGGAUCUCUUUCAAGGAAUGCGUCAACGUCGGCCAGUAAAGAGGACGUCAAGGCAUGGACCAUGUCACCGCCGCGUUCUCCGAAUCCAGCGGAAAUCGGCAACCUUCAGCGAAAGCUGAGUGGAGCCCUGCGAUAUCUCAAAGACGCUGAGGAGAAAGGCGCUUGGGAGCAAGUUCCUGGAGCUGCGUCUGUGGUUUUGGAUACCGUGUAUCAUAUCCUCGCCCUCGUGGGAGACAAGUUACCCAAUCAUCAAAGUGCUGCGAUUGCCGUAGCCAGGAACCGGGUGAAUGUUACUGUCGGAGAGUUGAUAAAAUGGUCGGACGACAUCUUGCUGGCGCACACGGAAUGCGCAGCGGCGGCUUCGUCGAUCGUGGCCGAGGUGGACGUGGAUUUGUGCGCCGCCGCAGGAGCGCGUAUGCCGUCACUGGAUUCUCCCGCCGGAGAAGGUUGGGCGUCUUCUGGCCAGUCGUCGCGAACGCCGUCGUUUUCCGCAUGUGUUCAACCCUCGCUGGACUCUGGAUGCUUGGUUGACGCCUUGCAAGACGCUGUUAAGUGUCUUGUGGAUACAGUCGAAGAGAAACUCGCCGCCAGAGACAGUAGUGUUUCAGUAGAUUCGAGUUCGGAUUUUGAUCUUGACGAGACGCGGAGUGACUCGAGCACGAGGCGGUCGAAGCUCGGCGCCGUCAAGUGCUCCGCGUCUGUGGACUGGGGCGAAAGCGCCAACAAGCUCUCAGUGCCAACCGAGAUCGUGCAGCGGAAAUCCUUGCCCGAAAUUGUGAUGAAAACGGACGUGGUCGUCGGCAGCGGUGGUCACCACCAUCACCAUCAUCACCACCACCAUCAUAACCUGCACCACCGACUACACCAUCAGCGUCCACCGACGCCGCCCAAGCGCCCACCGGCGCCACCCAUGCCGGAAAAGUCCAAGUUGGUGCAUUCCCACUCGUCGGAUUCCAUUUUGGAUGCCGGUGGGCGCCCCGUCAGCGGGUCGCUGCCGUAUAUGACGCCUCCACCGCCCCCACCGAAGCCGCCACCGCUCUCUAAAGAUGUUCUGGACAGCAGUUUAGAUUCAUGUGUAGCUCCGCCGUUGCCACCAAAACGGCGUCAAAUCCUAAACACAAUCGGUGGCAGUCCCGCGAAUCCGUUUUCGUCUUCAAGUCUGGCAUACAGUGCGGGUAACGGACAACCUCCGCCGUUGCCGCCACCGAGACGUACGGACAUUGGCGGCGACCCACAAGCCAUGUUAUGGCGGCACGAGCGACACAGUUCAUCGGGCGAAUGGAAAGCGGCGUCUCCGUCGCAAGCCGGGCCGUCGUCGGGUGGAUUCUUCUCUGGCAGCGGCCAUCAACAUCAUUCCCAUACCCCGCCGCCUUAUUUGACGUCGUUCGACUCGACGGGGUCAUCGUCGCUGGUUAAGGCUCGGUCCUGCUCUUGGCGACGGGUUUCUAGUGGCGGGAAUGUCUCGCAAUCGUCUAGUCAGUCGCCGUUGGACGACUCAAUGUCGGCCUGUUCUGGAGACUCGGCAUUCUCUACUCCUAUGUUCUCAAACAGGUCGUUCGGGGACGACGAACGUCACAUGAGAUCUCCGACAGCAGCACUAUCCGCCAGCUGUGACCCGUUUGAGAAUUUGCACGCGAUUGCUCAAGAGCUGCACCAAUUGUCGGAAAUGUCUGUCAACCCGGCAUCAACAUCAACCCCGAAAGAGCGUCGGAAUUUGUUGGGUCCUCCAUCCGCGCAGGGCUCCAACAUGGCAUUUGUUGCCAUGUCAGCCUCAUCGUCGUCAUCUUCAUUCUCUUCCGAGACGCGUCAAAUGUUUGCCGGCGGGACUGUGACGACAACAGCGUCGAGGUAUCAAGCGUCAACGACGGCGUCUUCGUCCAUGUCGUUGCACCCGGGCGCCACGUCAGCGCCGCCUGCUAGUCCACCGCCCGCGUUGCCUGCCAAGUCUCGUGCUCCGCAAGCUGGACCAUCACAUUACGAUAACCUCAAUUUACCCCGGUCGAAGGUUUGUUCCCCCAAUACGGAGUCGUCUGGGGGAUCUUUUGAUGAUGAUUGGCGACCCCCGUUGCCGCCAAAGAAAAAGCACGGUACGUUUAUUUAUUUAUUUUGCUUAGCUAUGGUAAGAAUAGUGUUUGGGGUUGAUCGCCAUCGGUUGUCAGCGUCUCUUCGGCUGUAUGUAAACUGUCUUUUCUUAAUACUGUAGUUACAGUGUUCGUUCAUGUUUUUUAAAAACUUGAAAUCGUUCAUUCUCAUAUGUCGAAAGUAAAAAAAUUGCGAAUUUUUAGCUCUGAAGAAAUUUAAGAUGUUGCAAGAAACUGAUUUAUUCACUUUCGCGGGUCAAAAGUUGUAAACCUUUCCACUUCACGAAUAAUUUUCUAGGAUAGAGAAAAUAACGCAUUCCUGCACGUCUCUAAUGUAAUGUUGUGACUCCAUAAAAUUGGUAAGGCAUUCAUGGUCUUUUAGGAAUGAAAAUUAAUACUU